Messenger RNA from Cynara cardunculus var. scolymus (artichoke), 697 nucleotides. RefSeq names its product nodulin-related protein 1-like. The coding region runs from base 72 to 512 and encodes 146 amino acids. The record is from RefSeq and is a predicted model, not a curated record. Gene Ontology annotation, biological process: response to heat; regulation of abscisic acid biosynthetic process. The transcript has a single exon. NCBI's taxonomy places the organism in Eukaryota, Viridiplantae, Streptophyta, Magnoliopsida, Asterales, Asteraceae.
AGAUAGUCCAACAAUCACCAAAAGAUCCGUUAUCCGUUUCUAAAUAUUCCGGCGUCCAUUCUCACCGGAAAAUGGAUUCGUUUAUGAGCAGCAUCAAAAGCGCCGCCGCCGGCACCACGACGGAGGGAGACCCAAAGAAGGCCAACCCAGACCAGCCAUCGGCGUCGGAGCUCCUGUCAAGUGCCAAGUUGGUGGCGGAGGCAGCCAAGUGUGCUACAAGCAAUCAAACGGAAAAGAUCGACAAACCCAAGGUGGCCGGCGCCGCCGCGGACAUCAUUGACGCCACCGAGAAGUACGGAAAUUUUGAUGAGACGAAAGGGGUGGGACAGUAUCUAAAGAAAGCAGAAGAUUAUCUUAACGAUUAUGAGAAGUCCGGUGCUACACCACCACCACCACCGGCCAAGGAGGAGGCGCCACCGGCCAAGGAGGAGAAGAAGGUUGAAAAAGAAGAAUCUGGAAGUGGGUUUGGAGCGGCGGAUGCUUUGAAGGCUGCCGGAAGUUUCUUCAAGUAGAAGUUUUUAGGUUCUAUAAUUAUGUAAAUCAAGCGAUAAUUGUGUGAUCAUAAUCGCAUUGUGACUUGUACUUCGCGUUUUAAAUGUUGUACUUUGUUUAUGUAUAAAUAAUUAGGUUGGGUGAUUUGCCGCUCUAAUCCUAUCGUUUUAGGUAGAGUAUCCCUACAUUUUAACGGUUUGAUGAU